Molecule: messenger RNA, 1286 nt
Organism: Chondrus crispus (carragheen)
Lineage: Eukaryota; Rhodophyta; Florideophyceae; Gigartinales; Gigartinaceae
Product: acetylornithine transaminase
Biological process (GO): arginine metabolic process
Molecular function (GO): transaminase activity; identical protein binding; pyridoxal phosphate binding
Source: RefSeq, a predicted model, not a curated record
CAAGCCGCCGCCCGGCUAGUGGCUCUCCGCGGGCCUUGGACUCGGUCGUGAUGAACACGUACACGCGGUACGCCCUCGCGCUCUCGCACGGCCGCGGCGCGGAGCUGUUCUCCGUGGACGGCCGCCCGUUCCUGGACUGCGUGGCCGGCAUCGCCACGUGCACGCUGGGCCACGCGCACCCGGCCAUCAUCGCCGCCGUCACGGAGCAGAUCAGCCGCCUCACGCAUGUGUCCAACUUGUACUACAUCCCCGAGCAAGGCCGCCUCGCCGAGUGGCUCGUGCAGCACUCCCCCAUGGACAAGGUCUUCUUCUGCAACUCCGGCGGCGAGGCCAACGAGGCCGCCAUCAAGCUCGCCCGCAAGCGCUGGCACCUCAAGCGCGGCUCGACCGCGGAGAGCCACGGCACCCCCGUCAUCCUCACCGCUAAGCAGAGCUUCCACGGCCGCACCAUUGCCACACUCACGGCCACCGGCCAGGACAAGUACCACGCCAACUGGUGGCCGCUGGUGCCGGGCUUCGACUACGUCACGUACAACGACGCGGCGGACCUGCGUGAGAAGGCGAAGCAGGCGGGGCCGAACCUCGCCGCCAUUCUGCUCGAGGCCCUGCAGGGCGAGGGCGGCAUCCAUCCGGGCACGAAAGAGUUCUUCGCCGCGGCGAGGGAGGUGUGCGACGAGGCCGACGCGCUGCUCAUGUGCGACGAAGUGCAGGUCGGCGCCGGACGCACAGGCAAGCUGUGGGGGUUCGAGCACGUGGGCGUCGAGCCCGACGUCUUCACCACCGCGAAGGGGCUGGGAGGUGGCGUGCCGAUUGGCGCCAUGCUCUGCAAGAAGGGCUGCGACGUGUUCGCGCCCGGCGACCACGCGAGCACGUUCGGCGGGAACCCGCUCGCGUCCGCGGCAGGGCUGGCUAUCGGACACGAGCUGCUGGAGGGCGGCGUGCUGCGCAACGCGCGGGAGAGGGGGGAGCAGCUGGCCGAGAGACUGGAGGGCGUCAGGGAGAGGCAUGCAGAGCUGGUUAGCGAGGUGAGGGGCACCGGCUUGAUUCUCGGGGUCGAGGUGAAGGGCGUGACCGCGGGGGAUGUCGUGAAGGCCGCGAUGGAUAGGGGCGUGCUGCUCGUGCCGGCGGGGAAGGAUGUCGUUAGGUUUGUGCCGCCGCUGGUUAUUACCGAGGCGCAGGUGGACGAGGUCGUCACGAGGUUCGAGGAGGCGCUGGAGGACGUGAAAGGGGCGUAGACGGGAUCUGCUGCGCAGGAGGAGUGCUGGGAGCGAUAAAUAGUCUUUCUU